Aricia agestis (brown argus) is the source of this 1471-nucleotide messenger RNA. Its product is annotated as intracellular protein transport protein USO1-like. The record is from RefSeq and is a predicted model, not a curated record. Bases 68 to 1465 code for a protein of 465 amino acids. The transcript has a single exon. NCBI's taxonomy places the organism in Eukaryota, Metazoa, Arthropoda, Insecta, Lepidoptera, Lycaenidae.
UGCGAAGUUAGAAAAUCAACAAAGUAGGUACCUAAACAUUUUAUUAAAAAUUAAUUUUAGCUGGACAAUGUCCAAAAAUACAAACUCAGUUAAAUCUACGAAAAGUGAAUCACCUAAAACUCCCGGGGGCAUCAGUAUUUCUUUGCUGACUCCUUGUAGACGAGUUGGGUUAUCUAGAAGCUGGCGUAAAGAAGGUCCUUCGCCUUUUAUUUCUCCAUUAUCGAGUUCACAACAAAAUACCGUUGAAGAGCAGAGCACUCCGCAAGCGAGAAAUUCCAGAAAAAGAAAAAAUGGCUCGCCUGAAAAAGGUAGCCACAAAAUCGAAGAUGAAAACGACACAAGUGCCACAAAUACAACGGAAACCGAAAAUUCACAAACACCAACAAGAGCAAACGUCAUUCGAAAAAGAUCUAAAACUCUACUGAGCAAGGUAACACAAAAUAAAUGCGAAAGUCCUAAAGAAACUAAAGAAUGUAAUGAUGACUGUGAGGAGUUAAAUGCUACAAAAGUAUCUAAACUCUCCAGACUGAAUUCGAAAUUUAAUAAAUCUAAGUCUCCACUUAUAAAGAUUGAUAAGGAAAAUAAGUCAAAACAGGUCAGUUCAACACCUAGUACAAGUAAACUAGAAGGUAACUUAGAUAAAACAAAAAAUACAAGUCCACAAAAUCUAACUACAGAAUGUGUUGUAGUUAUACAGAAAGAAAUAUUCAAAGAUAACUCUCAGAAAGUUAAUGUAUUGGAAAAAGAUCCAAAACCUUCCCAAAUUUUGUUAGAUUCGGAUUCAGAUGAUAUACCACUAUGCCAAAUAAACAAAAACACAAGAGAUGUUUCUGAUGAAAUAGAAGUACAAUCAAUAGCAGAAGAAAUUUCAGAUGAGAGAGGCACAAUAAUAAACGAUGCAAAGAUAGGAAACAAAGUAUCUAAAUUGGAAGACAAAAAAACAUCAACUACAGACUUAAAAACCAUAGCCAAAAAGUCUAAAUUAUCAAGAAAGAGUUCAAAGACGGAAAUUAAAAUAGAAUCCAAACCAUCAUCACAAAGUUCUUUUGAUGAUGAGGACGAUGAUGAUUUUGAUCAUCGGAAAACAAUCAUAGUUAAGAAAUGUUAUGAUAAAGUUGUAAAACCGUUAAAAGCGAAAUCUACAGGUUCAAUAACAGACAAAGAUAUAGAGGAGCUAAAAACUAGAAUAGAAGUUAAGAAGAAAUUGCUUUUGGCGAAGACUUUAGACUCCGACACAAAAGACGUACGGGAUCUUAUUAAGAAAUGGCAGAAAGGCUGCCAGGACGCAUUAGUUGAGCUAAUGGAGUUAAUGAAAAAGAAAAUGCCAGAUCAACCUAAAAUGGAGAAUGCGCAGAUAUUGAAUAUGUUGAAAAUACCAGCAGAUCUAGUAGGCUAUGACUCGGAGAAUGAUUGCUUUAAUUCACCCAAUGAUACUAAUAUAAUUUUAUCUUGUCUUAAGAUAUAGAUGAUA